Messenger RNA from Nomascus leucogenys (northern white-cheeked gibbon), 6796 nucleotides. It is a transcript of the gene CNTNAP1, whose product is annotated as contactin associated protein 1. Lineage: Eukaryota; Metazoa; Chordata; Mammalia; Primates; Hylobatidae. The record is from RefSeq and is a predicted model, not a curated record.
CUCGGCCUCCCAAAGUGCUGGGAUUACAGGCGUGAGCUACCGCGCCCAGCCCAAAGUUUGUAUUAUUAAUAAAUCCUAGAGCUUCAGUUCCCUUUGCAGCGCCCUCUCCUGGAAGGAUGCCAAUAUGCAGGCUUUGCCUCAGACCUGAGCCCUGGACUCCAACCUCGGUCUGGAGUGGGUUUCUGUUUCUCUUCUUUCCCUUCCCUACCCACCUUCCCUGUACCUCCAAUACCAGCACACUGAACCACUCAUGCCAAGGGGGUCUCCAGCGUUGGGACUCAGGUUUUCAGGGCCCAGGUGGGACCCUGGACCUCUAGGUUCAACCCGCCUUUCCCCUCAGCCCUAGUCCCUGUCCCACAACCCCAGCCUCACACCACCAGCCCAUUUAUCUGGAGGACCCUUAGUCUGAGAUAGCGCCAAGAAUCCCGAUAGGAUGGCAGAGGCCUAUUGCCAGGUGGGGAAUCCCAUUCCUUCCCUGUUUCCUCCCUCUCUGUAACCCUUCUCCCCCUCCCUGCCCCCACUCCCACCUGCUCUGUGGCCUCCGUCCCCAUCUCUGGCUACACAGGUUUCUGAGGUAUAGCCACAAGGGGUAGAAGUUAAACUACUAGCGGGACAGGAAGGAAGAGGCGGGGAGAGGGGCCGAGAGAGAGGUGGGGAUUAGGGUCUACGGGGUCACUUUCCCAUUCCACCUCCUCCAAAAGACUUUACCCUCUUGUGCAGGAUCUGGAUUUUACGGAAAAAAAAAAAAAAGAAGAAAGGAAGAAAGGAAGGAAGGAGGAAAGAAAGAAAGAAAAGGAAGGAAAGAAAGAAAAAAGAAUGAAUGAAAGAAAGAAAGAAAAAACAAUUUACUGUCUUUGUCAGGGAAGAAAGAACGGGCUUCGGAAUAUAAUCAUUUGCUGUGUGAUAUUGACUACGUUUCUUGACCUCUCUGAGCCUGAGGUUUUUCAUCUGCAAAGUGGCAUAGGGCAAAAAUGCUAAAUUCACAGUGCCCAGCACUACUCCUAGAGCAUAAUUUACCUUCAGAAAAUGUUAGAUUCUUUUACUUACCCUUCAUUCCAUUUCCAGGCACCCCUCCCCGCCAACCACCUCCCUUUUCUUGAAAUUUUCAGGAUGCUUCUGGCUCUAGGUUCCCUGCCCUCACCCCUGUGGCCCUAGUCCCGGGCAGCCUCGGGUUACUUGGGGUUUUCCCGGUGGCUAGAGGCUCUCUACCCCCGCCUUUUCGCAGCAGGGCUGAGGCACGCGCUUGCGCGGGGUCCGGGAAACCGGCGCGUGCCAGGAGACAGAGGCUGGGGAAGGGGGAGGUGAGAGGAGAGAGGGUGGAAAGGAGAGGAUAGAGAGAGAAGAGCGGAGGACCAGGAACCACAGAGAGAGAGAGAGAGAGAAAAGAGAGAGGAGAGAGAGAGAGCGCUUGGGGGCGAAAGGAGAGAGGGAGGGAGGGGUGGGUAAGGAGGAGAGAGCGGUCUGCUGCAAACCCCAGGAGGAGAGCUUGGAGCCCAAGCCAGAACUCGAGCCCUAGCCGGAGCCGUUCACAGGGAGGCGGCUGCCGGGACCGUCAGCCCUGCAUGAUGCGUCUCCGGCUCUUCUGCAUCCUGCUCGCCGCGGUCUCAGGAGCCGAGGGCUGGGGCUACUACGGCUGCGACGAGGAGCUGGUGGGUCCCCUGUAUGCACGCUCCCUGGGCGCCUCCUCCUACUACAGUCUCCUUACUGCGCCGCGAUUCGCCAGGCUGCACGGCAUAAGCGGGUGGUCACCACGGAUUGGGGAUCCGAAUCCCUGGCUCCAGAUAGACUUAAUGAAGAAGCACCGGAUCCGGGCCGUGGCCACACAGGGCUCCUUCAAUUCUUGGGACUGGGUCACACGUUACAUGCUGCUCUACGGCGACCGAGUGGACAGCUGGACACCGUUCUACCAGCGAGGGCACAACUCGACCUUCUUUGGUAACGUGAACGAGUCGGCGGUGGUGCGCCAUGACCUGCACUACCACUUCACUGCGCGCUACAUCCGCAUUGUGCCCCUGGCCUGGAACCCACGCGGCAAGAUCGGCCUGAGGCUGGGCCUCUAUGGCUGCCCAUACAAGGCCGACAUACUCUAUUUCGACGGCGACGAUGCCAUCUCGUACCGCUUCCCGCGAGGGGUCAGCCGAAGCCUGUGGGACGUGUUCGCCUUCAGCUUCAAGACCGAGGAGAAGGACGGGCUUCUGCUGCACGCCGAGGGCGCCCAGGGCGACUACGUGACGCUCGAGCUGGAGGGGGCACACCUGCUGCUGCACAUGAGCCUGGGCAGCAGCCCUAUCCAGCCAAGACCAGGUCACACCACCGUGAGCGCAGGCGGAGUCCUCAAUGACCAGCACUGGCACUACGUGCGGGUGGACCGAUUUGGCCGCGACGUAAAUUUCACCCUGGACGGCUAUGUGCAGCGCUUUAUUCUCAAUGGAGACUUCGAGAGGCUGAACCUGGACACUGAGAUGUUCAUCGGAGGUCUGGUGGGCGCCGCGCGGAAGAACCUCGCCUAUCGGCAUAACUUCCGUGGCUGCAUAGAAAACGUAAUCUUCAACCGCGUCAACAUCGCAGACCUGGCCGUGCGGCGCCAUUCCCGGAUCACCUUCGAGGGUAAGGUGGCUUUUCGUUGCCUGGACCCUGUACCGCACCCUAUCAACUUCGGAGGCCCUCACAACUUCGUUCAAGUGCCCGGUUUCCCACGCCGCGGCCGCCUGGCAGUCUCAUUUCGCUUCCGCACCUGGGACCUCACCGGGCUUCUCCUUUUCUCCCGUCUGGGGGACGGGCUGGGCCACGUGGAGCUGACGCUCAGCGAAGGGCAGGUCAACGUGUCCAUCGCGCAGAGCGGCCGAAAGAAGCUUCAGUUCGCUGCUGGGUACCGACUGAAUGACGGCUUUUGGCACGAGGUGAAUUUUGUGGCACAGGAAAACCAUGCAGUCAUCAGUAUUGAUGAUGUGGAGGGGGCAGAGGUCAGGGUCUCAUACCCACUGCUGAUCCGGACAGGGACCUCAUAUUUCUUUGGGGGUUGUCCCAAGCCAGCCAGUCGAUGGGACUGCCACUCCAACCAGACGGCAUUCCAUGGCUGCAUGGAGCUGCUCAAGGUGGAUGGUCAACUGGUCAACCUGACUCUGGUGGAGGGCCGGCGGCUUGGAUUCUAUGCUGAGGUCCUCUUUGAUACAUGUGGCAUCACUGAUAGGUGCAGCCCUAACAUGUGUGAGCAUGAUGGACGCUGCUACCAGUCUUGGGAUGACUUCAUUUGCUACUGCGAACUGACAGGCUACAAGGGAGAGACCUGCCACACACCUUUGUAUAAGGAAUCCUGUGAGGCUUAUCGGCUCAGUGGGAAAACUUCUGGAAACUUCACCAUUGAUCCUGAUGGCAGUGGUCCCCUGAAGCCAUUUGUAGUGUACUGUGAUAUCCGAGAGAACCGAGCGUGGACAGUUGUGCGGCAUGACAGGCUGUGGACAACUCGAGUGACAGGUUCCAGCAUGGAGCGGCCAUUCCUGGGGGCUAUCCAGUAUUGGAAUGCAUCCUGGGAGGAAGUCAGUGCCCUUGCCAAUGCUUCCCAGCAUUGUGAACAGUGGAUCGAAUUCUCCUGCUACAAUUCCCGGCUGCUCAACACUGCAGGAGGCUACCCCUACAGCUUUUGGAUUGGCCGAAAUGAGGAGCAGCACUUCUACUGGGGAGGCUCCCAGCCUGGGAUCCAGCGCUGUGCCUGUGGUCUGGACCGGAGCUGUGUGGACCCUGCCUUGUACUGCAACUGUGACGCCGACCAGCCCCAGUGGAGAACUGACAAAGGACUGCUGACCUUUGUGGACCAUCUGCCUGUCACUCAGGUGGUGAUAGGGGAUACGAACCGCUCCACUUCCGAGGCCCAGUUCUUCCUGAGGCCUCUGCGCUGCUAUGGCGAUCGAAAUUCCUGGAACACCAUUUCCUUCCACACCGGGGCUGCACUACGCUUCCCCCCAAUCCGUGCCAACCACAGUCUGGAUGUCUCCUUCUACUUCAGGACCUCUGCUCCCUCGGGAGUCUUCCUAGAGAAUAUGGGGGGCCCUUACUGCCAGUGGCGCCGACCUUAUGUGCGGGUGGAACUCAACACAUCCCGGGAUGUGGUCUUCGCCUUUGAUGUGGGGAAUGGGGAUGAGAACCUCACAGUACACUCAGACGACUUUGAGUUCAAUGACGACGAGUGGCACCUGGUCCGGGCUGAAAUCAACGUGAAGCAGGCCCGGCUCCGAGUGGAUCACCGGCCCUGGGUUCUGCGGCCUAUGCCGCUGCAGACCUACAUCUGGAUGGAAUAUGACCAGCCCCUCUAUGUGGGAUCUGCAGAGCUUAAGAGACGCCCCUUUGUGGGUUGCUUGAGGGCCAUGCGUCUGAACGGAGUGACUCUGAACCUGGAGGGCCGUGCCAAUGCCUCUGAGGGGACCUCACCCAACUGCACAGGCCACUGUGCCCACCCCCGGCUCCCCUGUUUCCAUGGAGGCCGCUGUGUGGAGCGCUAUAGCUACUACACGUGUGACUGUGACCUCACGGCUUUUGAUGGGCCAUACUGCAACCAUGAUAUCGGUGGUUUCUUUGAGCCGGGCACCUGGAUGCGCUAUAACCUACAGUCAGCGCUGCGCUCUGCAGCCAGGGAGUUCUCCCACAUGCUGAGCCGGCCAGUGCCAGGCUAUGAGCCUGGCUACAUCCCGGGCUAUGAUACUCCGGGCUAUGUGCCUGGCUACCAUGGCCCCGGGUACCGCCUGCCCGACUACCCCCGGCCUGGUCGGCCUGUGCCCGGUUACCGUGGGCCUGUCUACAAUGUUACGGGAGAGGAGGUCUCCUUCAGCUUCAGCACCAGCUCUGCCCCUGCUGUCCUGCUCUACGUCAGUUCCUUUGUUCGUGACUACAUGGCUGUGCUCAUCAAGGAUGAUGGGACCCUUCAGCUGCGAUAUCAGCUGGGCACCAGUCCCUAUGUGUACCAGCUAACCACUCGACCGGUGACCGAUGGCCAGCCCCAUAGCGUCAAUAUCACCCGUGUUUACCGGAACCUCUUCAUCCAGGUGGACUACUUCCCACUGACAGAGCAGAAGUUCUCGCUGUUGGUGGACAGCCAGUUGGACUCACCCAAGGCCUUGUAUCUAGGGCGUGUGAUGGAGACAGGAGUCAUUGACCCGGAGAUCCAGCGCUAUAACACCCCAGGUUUCUCGGGCUGCCUGUCUGGUGUUCGAUUCAAUAAUGUGGCUCCCCUCAAGACCCACUUCCGAACCCCUCGACCCAUGACUGCUGAGCUAGCUGAGGCCCUUCGAGUUCAGGGAGAACUGUCCGAAUCUAAUUGCGGAGCUAUGCCGCGUCUUGUUUCAGAGGUGCCACCUGAGCUCGAUCCCUGGUAUCUGCCCCCAGACUUCCCCUACUACCAUGAUGAAGGAUGGGUUGCCAUACUUUUAGGCUUUUUGGUGGCCUUUCUGCUUCUGGGGCUGGUGGGAAUGUUGGUGCUCUUCUAUCUGCAAAAUCAUCGCUACAAGGGCUCCUACCAUACCAAUGAGCCCAAGGCUGCCCACGAGUACCAUCCUGGCAGCAAACCUCCCCUACCCACUUCAGGCCCUGCCCAGGUCCCCACCCCUACACCAGCUCCCAACCAAGCUCCAGCCUCAGCCCCAGCCCCAGCCCCAACUCCAGCCCCAGCCCCUGGCCCCCGGGAUCAGAACCUACCCCAGAUCCUGGAGGAGUCCAGGUCUGAAUGAGUCAGAAGGGCUUCUGGGACCAAUUCCAACUCCUGAAAUUCCCCAAGUCCUGCCUCUCCCCCAUCCUAUCAGGGACAUUUGGCUCCUCUUAGCUGGCUCUGCUCAUCCAGAGGAUAUCCCCCAUUCCCCCCUGUCAAGUAUGGUGGGCAGAGCUACAGAUGGAACCCAAGGGAGUGGCCGAGCCUCACUGCCUAAACCAAUGCCCUGCUCAUCCCUGUUCCCCAGGCUCCUGGCUGUUUGUCUGCCCCAAAAGAGAAGCCUCAUGGGGUUGACAUAGUUCCUUCCUGCCAUCUCUGUCCCAGCUGCUGUCAGGGAUUAACAACAGAGUGUAGGGGAGAUUAACUGCUUCCCUUCCAAUAGACACUAUCAGCAGGGACAGAUGUGUGGGAGUGCAGGGCUGCAGAGGGUAUGGGGGGAGGAGGCUGCUAAACCCUAUCCCCCAGCCUCCCCCCUGCCCCGAAGAUCUUCCAUCUGCUUCCACUCAGCUGGGGGCUCGAGAGGGCUUGAUGGCUGUCCCCUGCCCCCCUCCUUUUUUUUGUACACAGAGACCAAGAGGCCUCAGUUUAGCACCUUAGUACCUCCGCUGCUUCACUUGCUUUAGCCAAAGCCAUAAAAAACCUGCAACGUAGAGAAAAUAAUGCAGAUACCCUGACUAGCCAGCCCUCUACUCCUCCACCCUUUUCCAAGAUAUGCAAUGGCCUUUGUGCCUGCCCAAAGGCUUCGCCCCCUCCAGUGCAUGAGGAACCCUCUUUCCUCCGCUCAGAGAUGCUGCUUCAUUUACCCAGGAGGUCGUAUUCUUUAUACAUAUUUUUUGUUGCAAAGUCUCUCUCUAGAGAAACUCUAUAUAUUAUUCGAUUUUUUAAAUUAUUUGUUUAUAUAUAAAAGAAAAGCUCAAUUGGCUGUGCUGUCCUGUGCUGUGCUGUGCCCACAGUCUGUAGUUUGCCUCUCCUGUGUUGGAAGUGUCAUGAGUCCUGCUGGUCACUCACCAGCCUGGUCCGGCCUCCACUCUGAAGCAGGGUUGAGCCUGCUGUGCUCUCAGACGCAGAGCCGUUCCAAUAAAGCAGAGUGGCAGAGCCCCA